AUGGAGGGGCUAAGGUGUGUACAAAUAAAUUUACAACACAAUAAGGCCGCCACUGCCCUUCUGGCCAGGCAGCUAAAAAGCGACAAGUUCGACAUUGCCCUUAUUCAGGAACCAUAUAUUUACAAGGGAGAGAUAAGAGGCUUGAAUGGUACUGGCGGGACGAUACUGUAUAUCUGCUCCGGAAGUAAUAUGAGGACAUGUAUUUAUGUUAAAACCGGCAUUGAUGCUAUGCUUCUAAAUGCUUUCUGUUCCAGGGAUCUGACCACGGUCAAGAUCCAGAAUAAAGGGGGGGGUAAGGCACUAGUCAUCUCAUCAGCCUACCUUCCUUACGAGGCGGCGGAUCCCAUCACCACACAACUGCGGGAUCUCGUCGACUACGGCAGCCGGGCGAACACUGACCUGAUCAUCGGCUGCGAUGCGAACGCACACCACGUCAUCUGGGGAAGCUCGGAUGUCAACAGAAGAGGAGAGAAGGUACUGGAAUUCCUGGUAAGCUCUUCACUACAACUCUUGAAUAAAGGCAAUGAGCCGACAUUCGUCAAUGCUAGGCGAGGUGAGGUCAUUGAUAUAACGCUAGCGUCCAACAACGCAACCAGCCUAGCCAAGGAGACAAUCUUUGACGCUCCUCCCGUAUUCUUAGCGGAGUACUUGGUCACGAUCUAG
Molecule: messenger RNA, 663 nt
Organism: Leguminivora glycinivorella
Lineage: Eukaryota; Metazoa; Arthropoda; Insecta; Lepidoptera; Tortricidae
Exons: 2
Coding region: 1-663 (220 amino acids)
Molecular function (GO): catalytic activity
Source: RefSeq, a predicted model, not a curated record